Molecule: messenger RNA, 669 nt
Organism: Didymosphaeria variabile
Lineage: Eukaryota; Fungi; Ascomycota; Dothideomycetes; Pleosporales; Didymosphaeriaceae
Exons: 4
Coding region: 1-669 (222 amino acids)
Source: RefSeq, a predicted model, not a curated record
AUGAUCUCUUCUCAAGGCCUCCUCGCUGUUGCUCUAGCCUUGACGGCCCCGCUAGCUGAAGCAGCUAUGGGACCUGCCUUCAGCACUGGCCCAGUUGGCUCUGGCUCCUGGAUUCGAGAGGCUACUUCCACGCUCACCCUUCCGAAAGCUCCAACAAGCAAGAACGGCGACACUUCGCUGUGGGUUGGUAUGGGAACCUCAAACGGGGAUUUGAUCCAGUCGAUAGCGGACAACUGGCAAUCGACAAACUGGGAUAUUUUUGCCUAUACACUCAAGAAGACGGGAGAUAACUCACAAGUGCCGAUCCAGGCUCCAGGCUCUACUGCAAAGCAGGGUGACAAGAUCACGAUGCACUACAAGUAUGACGAUGCCAGCGGGAACUACACUCAAUACGUAUCCGUCAAUGGCAACCAAGUAUCUACGCUUUCCACGAACGAUGGCCAUGCUGAAGGCUUCGGUACUGCUGUCGAGUGCGCCGCUAACGACUGUGGCACGAUCGGAGCACACACGUGGUCGGACACUCAGAUCAUAUUGAAUACCGCCGACCCGAACUACCGACAGACAAUGUACAAAGGGGCAGGUGUGACCGGGGACAUGUCUACAAGUGAUGGAGGCAAGACUUGGGUCGUGAGCACUAUCAGCAUCCCGCAAUUCAGCUUUGGCAGCUAG